Molecule: messenger RNA, 393 nt
Organism: Mucor mucedo
Lineage: Eukaryota; Fungi; Mucoromycota; Mucoromycetes; Mucorales; Mucoraceae
Exons: 3
Coding region: 1-393 (130 amino acids)
Source: RefSeq, a predicted model, not a curated record
AUGUUAAUAUCCAUUUGUGACACAGACACUGAUGAUUAUGAUAUGACAAAUGAUGCUCCCGCUGUCGAAUCUUCUAACGACAUGGUCGAAGUAGAAGAUGGGUCUAGUUAUUUUGAUGAUAAUGACAAUCACGACAAUUAUGAUAUUUUUGACGAAAAGGUUCUGGUAGACAGCAUUUUCGCAAAGAAUCAUCAAAAAACAUUACGUUUGAUUCGAUUUCUUAUCGAAACAUCGCAUAACGAAAGAGACGUAAUCCAGAAUCAACCGCAAGGAUUUGAUACUAUCAAAAACGUACCAUCUGACAAUCAUACUUUUGCUGUUCCCAAGGGUGAUGGUUCGACCGUCGAUCCGACGUAUAUCAAACCAUCGAAUUAUCUGCGUUUGUUAAUGUAG